Molecule: messenger RNA, 1173 nt
Organism: Closterium sp. NIES-65
Lineage: Eukaryota; Viridiplantae; Streptophyta; Zygnematophyceae; Desmidiales; Closteriaceae
Source: the annotation of a GenBank genome assembly
AUGCGUCGCCACUUACCGACCGCUGUGCGUGCGCACUUUAGUCAGUACAAGAGUGCUAAGACCUUGUACGACGCUAUAGUUGCACGCUACUCUUCCCCUGCCGCUGCUGCCCUUAGCCACCUCAUACUGCCGUACCUGUUCCAUGACCUCGCCGCUUUUCCCACAGUCACUGACCUCAUUACGCACCUUCGCACUAGUGAUACUCGCUACCGCGCUGCGCUUCCUGCUGAGGGUAUUCCGCCUCCCCCCUCUUGCCCUCUGUUGCCUUUGCUACUGCGGCCGACCUCGUUGGCCUCGAUUCGGUCGGAGCUGCGCCUGCCCCUAGCGGGAGACAUCGCACCGGCAAGGGCAAGGGGGGCAAGGGCGCUGGAGGAGCUGGCGGGGGCGGCGGAGGUGGAGGGGGAGGCGGUGGAGGGAGUGGGGGUGGUGGUGGGAGUGGUGGAGGGGGUGGAGGCGUCGAUGGCAGCAGUGGAGGCGGGGGUGGCGGCGGCGGUGGCGGUGGGAGCGGAGGAGGCGGAGGAGGUGGAGGAGGCGGAGGUGGCGGCGGCGGCAGUGGAGCUGGUCGCGUCUCUACGCAAAGAGGUGGCCUCGGUGGUGGACAGCGCCUGCAGCAGCAGCGCACUCGUGAGACCCCUUCCCUCCAGCAGCUUCGUGAGUGGUACGCUAGGCGUGAGCGGGGUGGGGGUGCUAGCCCCUCGCUGCUUCGGCCGCCUGACGGACGCUUGGCGCCACCAGUUCCCUGACGCCACUGAGAUCACUCGCUGGGGCGAGCUGUCUAGGGCGGGAGUAGCUAUCUUUGAUCUUGACUAUGAUGCUAUUCUUGCUGCUAUGUAUGCUGUUUCUACUAGUGAUGAGGGUGACUGUUACCCGUGUGUUCCGUCUGACCUGGGCAUUGAGGCUGCUGCUCUAGGUGCUGGUGAGGCUGCUACGCUAGGUACUAGUGAGUCUGCUCCCUUAGGUGCUGGUGAGUCUGCGCUCUCAGGUACCACGUCGGCUCAGGCCUCCCACACCUUCACCCUUGACUCGGGUGCUUCCCGCUCCUUCUUUCGAGACCGCACCACACUCACGCCGCUUAGUCGGCCAAAUGCGGUCUCCCUGGCAGACCCCUCUGGUGGUCCUGUCCUUGCCCACUUCUCUACUGUCUUACCAGUCCUCUCUUCCUUCUCUUUCUGA